CUGAGGACCUACGUCGAACUCAAAACGAGCGCGCAGCGACGGCCUACCUUAAAACCCCUUCGUUUUCGUUUACAUAUUAUUUCACAUCUUACGAAACAUCCUCACCUUACCAUCAGAGCAAGAGUUGCAGUCUUGACCUGAAGGUCACCAUCACCAACCGCUCUCAUUUCGAGGCACACACCACAUACACAAUGGAGCAGUUCAACACAAUGCUCCCAACUCCCCCCGACGAGUAUCUGAAUCUAAGCAACGGGUUGUGCACUGUUGGACCUGACUUCAUUGGACCUGUACCUCCACCGGGACCAGAAGAUGGCAAGAAAAGACUGGUGCCCAAGGCUCCAACCUCUCCGGUGUCUGUCUCUUCCACUGUACUUUCAGCAUCCUCCCUUGCGCCAACAGAGAAAGAGAGCCUCGACCGUGAGGAGGCUGCGGCAGCUAUGUCCUUGUUACGCCGGGCGGCAAAGGUCAAGAAUGACAUGCCCAGCGGCGCUCAUGACCACGACAAAUACACUUCCGCCCUGCCUUUGGACAGGCUAGAGAUGGACAAACUCAUGGAACGUGUCAAGCAAGGCAAAACUGGAACGGAGGUGCUGGACACCGGGCUACAAAAAAUCGUUCCGACUACCCAGCAGUGGAUUCUCCUCCCGGAGGAACAAUGGGAGAGCAAGCUCUGGCGUGCCAGAGAUUCUCGUUUUGUGACCCUUGCAGACCUUGUGAACCGUGUCAAGCUUUUCCUUGAUUACUACAUUCCUGGGUAUGAAGACAUCGAUGGUGGUCAACAUGAAAGCCAAUAUGGUCGGGAUACUGUCGAAACCAUACUCUCCUGCACCCGUGAGCCAUGGAGAAGCGCGAAACUCCUCGCAUGGGCAGGCCGACUGUCAGAGAUUCCGAAUGACCAGAUCUUGCCAAACAUUCUUGACAUUGUCCAUAAUGGUAAGCACAAUAGCCUCUUUGUACAGCCCAGAGGCAUGGGCACGGCCAGACGAGUUGCCAAGAAGUCCAAGAAGUCAUCCAUCAAGCAGGGGCCUAGCUUGCCGGUGGCCCGCAUGCCAGCUAGCACGAAGCUGGCCCGCCAGGACAUGGAAGUCGAGGAUGUUGAAACACUAAGUCACAUUGUGGAGACAAGCACAACAGUCUCCAAAGAGAAGUUCUUCACGGGCCAUGGAAGGGAGGUCAAGGAUGUCGAGACAAGACGUCCGAUUGUGAAGGCAAGCACACCAGUCUUAAAAGAGAAGUCUCCCGCUUCUACCGCACCAUCUGGAAAGCGUAAGCGCUCUGAUCGCGAUGGAUCGGAGAGCAAAGCAACAAAGAAGAAGCGAGGCAACUUUGAGGACUCGGAUCAUAGUGACAAGGAACUUUUCGGCCGACACAUCAAGGAAACGCUCAAUGCUCGCUCGAAAAACAAGGCAGGUUACGAAGCCUUUCGUGACGCUAUAUUGCCGCCCAACAACAAGGUUCUAGACCCCUACGAUCUCGACCCCGAAGAAGUGUCUCUGUGCGAGAAGUUGACUUGGUCGCACGACAUUUACCGAUGUCAAAAGGCUCGCUUCUUUCUCGGUCUUGCUAUCUGGGUGGAACAGAAUCGUCAAGCUAUAGAGGAGGGCUGUUCAAUGCCCGUCGGGGAUGUGCGCAAGUCCGUCGCCCAGUUUUUCGGAAACAUUGACGUCAACAAAAUCAGUUCCAUGUUCGGGUAUUUCGAGUCACGGGGCUGGAUACAGAACAUACUCGUGAAGGAUGAGAACAAUGAGCAGCGUGUCUCUACCGACUACCUCAGACAUUUCCCUUCAGAUCACCGUCGGGAACUGAUGCAGGAAGUGGCGGAUUUCGAGGCCAACCCGCUGAAUGGUAUACCCCCAGAACAGCGGUAUGCCAAGGUUCAGCCAAGCGAUGAGUCGAAGCGGCUCGGAAGCAUGAAGUAACUAUGACACAAAGGCUUUGGUGGUGGUGGUCGUCGGAGAUGUGGUUUUGAGGAGCCUCCAGAUGAAUGAGGUCGAGAAGGCCAGUGAGGGCUAAACAGACACGACAGACGAUGGAGAGAGAUUGCUAUGUUGAUCCCGAGAAGACCUCUUGUUACAUCCGUGUCCAUCUGUGUCCAUAUGAUUCCAUAGCCUGCCUGUUGCAAUGGCAAAUGGCAACCAUUCCU
Molecule: messenger RNA, 2143 nt
Organism: Exophiala viscosa
Lineage: Eukaryota; Fungi; Ascomycota; Eurotiomycetes; Chaetothyriales; Herpotrichiellaceae
Exons: 1
Coding region: 192-1919 (575 amino acids)
Source: RefSeq, a predicted model, not a curated record